Lachnellula hyalina is the source of this 1575-nucleotide messenger RNA. It is a transcript of the gene atf1, whose product is annotated as Transcription factor. The coding region runs from base 1 to 1575 and encodes 524 amino acids. The transcript is spliced from 3 exons. NCBI's taxonomy places the organism in Eukaryota, Fungi, Ascomycota, Leotiomycetes, Helotiales, Lachnaceae. Gene Ontology annotation, biological process: regulation of transcription by RNA polymerase II. Gene Ontology annotation, molecular function: DNA-binding transcription factor activity, RNA polymerase II-specific; RNA polymerase II cis-regulatory region sequence-specific DNA binding. The record is from RefSeq and is a predicted model, not a curated record.
AUGGCCAAAUCCCCGCCAGACGUGGAAAAGAAAGCCGACGAUUCCAAGUCACCACCAGUCUCAUCCAAUGCAGCAGCCCCUCCCAAGCAAUCAACAUCAGAUUUGAAGCAGGAAACACCGGUAAAGAACGAAAUAUCUAAUGCAGGUCCUCUCGGCCCUCCACCUAGACCUGGAGCUGCCUCUACACAACCACCGCCAGAGACCCCUGACUACUUCUCUGUAGCUCACGGUCACAUAUCCACCGAAGCAAACCCCUUCGAAGCUUCCUUUGCUUUCGGUUCGAAUGGUGGAACAAUUCAGACACCUGGCGGGACAAAACUUCCUUCUGUUGCUGCAUUGACAUCACCAGCUGGUAUCUUAGGUGGCACUGGAACAACCCCUAAUUUCUGGGGAAGUCUGCGUGCAGGACCUUUAAGCCCUGCUAUGCUGUCGGGACCACAGAAAGAAGAUUACUUUGGUGACGGGCAUCAUCUUCGCGGCGGCUUCCCUACUCCCAACGAAUCAGGUCUUCGAUCUGGUCUCACACCUGGCGGCGGUGGAUCUAUGUUCCCUGAGCCCAGUCCCAAUACUCAAGCGCUAUUCAGUCAACUUGCAAGUGGUGGUGCAACCCCCACCACUCUUGACUUCCACCGUACUGCUAUAACCGCCGCCAACGCUCAGAAGCAAAACCAGCCACAACAGAAUAUUACCUCACAACCACAAGAGGUAUCUAACGGAAUGGAAAAGCCCACAGCACCUGGCCAAUUUGAUCAGCACGACGCUGCCGACGCUGCCAACGGCCUUUACCUCUUGGCUCGUCAAUCGAAUAACCGCAACAGUGCUCCUCAGCCACCAAAUCAUUACGCAAUGGCUCCUCAAAUGAAUGUACACGCUCACCCUCAACCAAAUGGCCACAUGGGUGGCCAGUCUUCGGAUCCCUCGCCUCACAUGAGGAACAAUGGAUCAAUUAGCACUACUUCAGGACGUGGCGCUAGCGAGAUGAGCGAUGAAGGCGACCAAAAGGGUCCCACUACACGUGGAAAGAACAAGAAAGGCUCUACUGCAAACAAUCAAACUAAUGGACGAAGAAAAUUGAAUGAGACUCCAGCAAAGGGUCCAGCAAAUAAGAAAGCUAAAGGCAACAAUGGAAACGCCAUGAUGUCGGAGCCUCAGUCGGAGGAAGAACCCGAUAUGAGCAAAGAUGAGUACAAUGCCAAUGGCAAGAAGAUGACCGAUGACGAAAAACGAAAGAAUUUCCUCGAACGAAAUAGGGUUGCGGCAUUGAAGUGUCGACAACGUAAGAAGCAAUGGCUCGCAAAUUUGCAAUCCAAGGUCGAACUCUUUAGUCAAGAGAAUGAUCAACUGAGUCAGCAAAUCUCAGGUCUUCGAGAAGAGGUCGUCAAUUUGAAGACCAUUCUUAUGGCCCACAAAGAUUGUCCGGUGUCUCAACAACAAGGCAUUGGCGGUAUGGGCAUGCAACAGUUCAUCGAAGGCUAUGGUAGUCAACAGAUGAACCCUUACGGCAUGGCUGGCAUGGGCGGUCCUCCGGUCAUGGGUCCAGGUCCGGGCAUGCAGCCUGAGCGACGAUUCUCAUAA